Exserohilum turcica Et28A is the source of this 1149-nucleotide messenger RNA. RefSeq lists its product as uncharacterized. The record is from RefSeq and is a predicted model, not a curated record. NCBI's taxonomy places the organism in Eukaryota, Fungi, Ascomycota, Dothideomycetes, Pleosporales, Pleosporaceae. The coding region runs from base 98 to 925 and encodes 275 amino acids. The transcript has 2 exons.
GCUUUGCAGACCGUCCUUCAUGCCUGCACAAUCCAAAAGGUCGCCCUUCUUUGUUUGACCGAACCUCAGCAUAACAACGCAACGUAACGAACUCAGCAUGUACUACGACGACAGAUGCGAGAAGCACGAUCUCAAGCUUGGCAGUCAGCAAGCCACCAGCCAGCACAUGGAUGCACUUGGUCACUGGGCCCUACGAUUCGAAUGCAAAACUUGCGGCAAAAGAUUUCGUACCCAGGACUCGGCAGAUCAGCACAUGCGCGAUACGGGACAUCCGAAGCUUCAGUUCAAGUGCGAGACUUGCAACAGGAGAUUUGGAUCUCAAUCUUCCGUCAAUCAGCAUAUGAGUGCUUUGGAUCACUACAAGCGAUACUACUGCUAUGAUUGCGCCAAGGCGUACCAGGAUGAUAAUUCCUUGAAGAUGCACUGGAACUCAAGCAUCCACCGCGGGAAGAAUGUUACAUGCCUUUUUUGCAAGGCAGCUUUUACCUCGGCUAGCGGCCUUUCGCACCACCUUGAGACCAGCUCAUGCCUACAAGCCAGGAGUCUCAGUCACAGAAUUAUUUUCAACACCAUUAGUCUGCGGGACUGCAACGGUUUGUUGACAAACAAGCUUCUUACCGACCCGGACGAUGACACACAGAAUGGUGCCUCAAACGCAGCUUGGAACGGUUCUGAUUAUGAGUGCUACCUCUGUCAUCGAGAGUACAACACUCUUCAAGCACUGAAUCAGCACCUGAACUCACCGGCUCAUAGCGAGAAGCUGUAUCAUUGCCCGAACCGCAGCUGCAACCGUCAAUUUGGCCGCCUGGCAUCGCUUUUCAAUCAUCUUGAGAGCGAGAGUUGUAACUUUGUGCGAUUUGAAAAGGUGCAGAAACACGUUCACAAUUUCAUCACGGGACAACAGAAGCUCGUUGGCUUCGUUUGAGUGCACAACGGCUUGGCAGGAAAGAAUUUGUAAAUAUGUAACUAGUUUCUUGUGGUAUCCUUACGCCAGAAGUGUUCGUACACAGUCAGCAUCUAGCACCUCCUAAUCUUGGCCUGGGUUCGUACUGAAGUAUAUGAAAGGCUUACGGAGAUUCAAUAAGUCUACACGUUUAUCAAGGUUAUAGGGCUGAAAGUCAUCGACUGGUUGUUGUGACUUGGCCGUUA